AUGAAGAGCCAUCCAGCAGAGGAGAUGCUGGAGAUCGGCACCUUCCAGCGCCGGAACCAAUCCUCUCCGUCUCCAGACUAUCACCAGUUCUCGCGACCGUUCCCCGCCAACCCGAGGCCCGUUUCUUUCCAGGCCUCCGACGACAACUCGUCGCCCGACUGGCCUCCCUCAGCCACGGCAAAGUCAGACUCCCAGACGCUGGUCGACAGCCCCCAAGAGUCCCGCGCCAGCUUCCGAUCAUGGAAAACGGGCCAGCAGACGCCCGUCGAUAUGAACGGCUCGACCAGGUUCCUGCCCUUUGCUGACUCGGGCCCGUCAACUCCCAUGAACCAAAGCAGCAUCAGUCUCGCCGGCCUCCUUCAAAAUGCCGCCUCGCAGCCUGGAAGCAAAUCUUGGGCAGAGAGUGACGAGUCCAUAGCCGUUCUGCAUAAGCGCGAUGACGCUGACAUCUGGCGUGGCUGGAAGCGGCACCUAUUUCGCUUCGUGCCCGUCCUCACCUUUCUCAACACCGGAAUCUACCUGGCCUACCUCGCCCUGCGCAUCCUGUGCGUCAUCUGGGCCCAGCGAGUAAACCACACCGUCUACGCAGCCGCCUGGGUCUUCAUCGGCGUCGAAAUCGCCGUCGCCGUCCCCUCCCUUAUGCACAACUCGUGGACCAUGUGGUCUAUGAAGAAGCGCACCCGCCAAAAGCUCAGGCUAAAGGGCUACGAUGUCCCGACCGUCGACGUCUUUGUCACAUGCUGCGGCGAGGACGACGAACUUGUCAUGGACACGGUCCGCGCCGCCUGUGACCUCGACUACCCCUAUGACCGAUUCAGGGUCGUGGUGCUCGAUGACGGGAAAUCGGCCAGCCUCGAGACCGCCAUCGCCCGGCUGGCCAUGAGCUAUCCCAACGUCUACUACAUGGCUCGCGAGAAGAUUCCCGGCAAGCCGCACCACUUCAAGGCCGGCAACCUUAACUACGGCCUCGAGCAGGUCAGCCUGCUACCUGGCGGAGCUGGCCAAUUCAUGGCCGCGCUGGAUGCCGACAUGAUUCCUGAACGCGACUGGCUCCGAGCCGUCCUCCCUCAUCUCUUGGCCGAUCCCAAGAUGGCGCUCGCUUGCCCGCCGCAACUGUUUUACAACACGCCACCUGCUGACCCACUCGCCCAAAGCCUCGACUUCUUCGUCCACGUGAUUGAGCCCAUCAAGGAUGCGCUCGGCGUCGCCUGGUGCACCGGCUCUGGCUACGUCGUGCGUCGUGAUGCGCUCGACGACAUUGGCAACUUUCCCCUGGGCUCCCUGGCCGAGGAUGUCGCGACGUCGACGCUCAUGCUGGGCAAGGGCUGGAAGACGGCCUACGUCCACGAGCCUCUGCAGUUUGGCACUGUCCCUGAAGACUACGGCAGCCAUCUCAAGCAGCGAACGCGCUGGGCCAUCGGGACUGUCGACACGUCGUUCAAGCUCAACUUUUGCCUAUGGGGAGACAAAGUUCGCCAGAUGGGGUUUGCCCAGCGCUUCUCGGGCUGCCUCUACGCCACGCUCAGCUUGUAUACCAUUCUUCUCACGGUUUCGCUCUUUGCCAUUCCCAUCAUCCUCGUCAUGGGCAAGACGCUGGUUGCCUACGCCACCAACGACCAGCUCCGGUGGCUGAUUCGACUCUGUUUCGCGGCCACCAUUUCUAACCGUCUUUGCGAGUGGGUAUUGUCCGUUCCCGCUGGCUACCACACGGGGCAGAGGAGUGCCCGGUACCAGUUGUGGAUGUCGCCCUACAUUGCUCUCUGCAUCAUCCGCUCCUUCAUCCUCCCUCGCUGGCUCGGCGGCCAGGUCCAGGCCUUCAAGCCAACCGGGUCUCUGGCCUCGGCGCUGAACGAGCGCGACCCCCUGAGGAAGAAGAACAUGAUCCGCCGGUUGUGGGCCAUUCUCAUCAACUACAUGGGCAUUUUCCACCUUGCCUUUGUCUACCUCACCCUGGUUGGCGUGGUCAUGACUUCUUUCCGCUGCUUCGUCGUCCAAAAGACGACCAAGGAAAUCCUGCUCUGUUUGGUGACGCACGCCUUUUGGCCGCCGCUGACCUUUUUGUUCAUCUGCAACUCUCUCUGGGUCCCCGUGGCCUACGCCAUCGACCCACCGAUGAUGCCGGAUCGAGAGCAGCUGCUGGAUCGUGACCCCAAGACAGCCGUCGCCCAUCCUACGGCGAAGAGCAAGAAGAUUGCGUUUGGCGGCCAGGCGGCUUGGUUCGAGCUCGAGCUUACCACAUCGACGCUGUACACAGCAUUCAUCUUCGUUCUCUCGUUCAUCUUCUGA
Hirsutella rhossiliensis is the source of this 2286-nucleotide messenger RNA. RefSeq names its product glycosyltransferase like family 2 domain-containing protein. Bases 1 to 2286 code for a protein of 761 amino acids. The transcript has 3 exons. Lineage: Eukaryota; Fungi; Ascomycota; Sordariomycetes; Hypocreales; Ophiocordycipitaceae. The record is from RefSeq and is a predicted model, not a curated record.